AUGUCAGUAACCAUGUGCCACUACAUGAAAAGUGUAAAGAAAAGUAGAACAAGUAAGCAUGGAAUUUCCAAGACAAAAGCGAUGUCAACUGACAAAAACCAAAAGUCUCAGUUCGUGUAUUCAAGAAGUCCCCUUGGUCUGUUUCGCCUACUCCCACGAGAAAUGCGCUUCGGGAUAUUCGGUUUCACACCUCCUGCCGACCUUGGACAACUUUCGCUUUCAUCAAGGGUUUUUAGAGACGAGAUCAUUGAAUACAUUCACGACAACGAGGGCUUGCUGAUUAUCGUCCCGAGAAUUCAUCUCAACAGUGACGAGGAAUCCUCCCAGCACUUCAUGACUUUGGAAACUGAAUACUGUUGCAACCAUUUUAAUGAUCUAGGUACGUCUUAAUUUGCAACUCAUUUAACUCUAUCUCUACAAAAAUUAAUGCCCCACUAGCCACUCAAUUUGUCGUCGUCGUUGUUAUUUUUGUUUUCUUUUAGGCAUAUUGGUAAAAAGAGCAACGUGCCUUCUUUCAACGAAAGAAAGGUUAAAAGAAGUUGGAAUUAUUCUUGAUAAGGUAUUAAUCCAUGGGUAUUUAGAUAUAGAGCGUCCCACCUCCCUCCGCCAGUGAAGAAUUGACUCCUCUUCGUUAAAACAAACAAAACAAGAGAGGCUCGCCAUCCUUUAUUUGUUUACCUAUUUCUAUGACUUUCAAUAACUUUGGUAUGUAGAAAAGAACGGAAGUCGAAAAAAUUCUAAGUUUUCAAUUGCUCAUCGAAAAAGAAUGUCCUCUCUUUUUUGUACUUUCGUCGUAAAUUCCAUUCUUUCUGCUAUGCCAACCAGCUUACGUUUUAUAUUUUGGCUGCAUAGGUUCCUCGUUUAACAGAGGAGAUUAUUUCUCGGUAUAUUCCAUAUGGAGCGCAAAAAUAUGCACAGCAUCGGCUUCCCAACAACUAUGAUCUUUUCGCACGGAACGAUAAUUAAGACAUGUUGUUACUUUGGAAGGGGGGGGGGGGGGGCAGGGCUUGUAAAUCAUGCUCCAUGUUAGUAGUGUUGCAUUUGCACAUGUCAAUUCUAAUGGGUUUUCCCACUUUCACCUUUAUAAUACAUUAUUUUAUUUACAAAUUUUCAGCUGAAAGACACUCACACGAAGAUCUGCACCACACUUGGUAGUGAUAUAGCUUACAGCUGCUACGGAAAAUUUCUCCAUUCCUUUGUAGCUGGAUGGGAAGACGAUGAGAAGUUCAAGGCUUAUCUUGCGAUUAAAGGUUUGAAAGAAAGACUGUUGAUAUAACUGCAUGCAAUUAUUAAAGUCCACCAUCCAUAUAUCUAUUUUAAACGUGAUAAACGGCCGCAAAUUACAUUAUUACAUUUUUCAUAGUAUACGAUAUACCUCAGAAAAAGAGUCAUUAUAGGACUGCAUUACUAACACUAUACUGAAGUCUUUACAACAGUCUUCGGCCAAAUGUAAUGCACAGCCUUUGCCAUUGCAGGAAAUCAUAAUAGGACCUUAGGAUAGGUCCUAUUAUGAUCUUUUGCCUUCAUAAAAGAAAAAAAGUAAACUGUCUGCUUCAAAGGAAGAUCUAGCCUGUAUCGGAUAUUCAGCUAGCAAGCGCAGCGCUGCGAAACAGAGAGCGGAAAUCACAAAAAAGAAAGAAAGAAAGAAAAAUGCGGAGGAAAGGUAGAGAGAAGUUUUCACGGACCUUGGUCCUUGGCAUUGCAUUUCCUCGUCUAACGAUUUGGCUUUGUGUCUGCUAUCUGAACCCCUUGGCCCAGUUAUUCGAGGGUCGAUUACAAUUAAACCGUGCUUAAAAUUUUAUCCGGGUUUCUUUCUCUUUUCUUCAAAAAAAUAAUCUCAGAUCUCUGUUCUUUUUAGAGCAUCCAAUCAUAAAUGGCUGACAAAACGAAUUAAACUGAAUUUCCUCUAUAAGCUUUCAUUUCUGAAUUCCAAUUUCGCACUAACCCUGGGUUAUCUGACCAAGCAUUUGAACAAUCGGGCCCGAAAAAAUGUCGGACGUUCGAGAAGUCUCACACAGGAACGACAUACGUCAGGGGCGUAGCCAGCCCAUACACCUGUACGCCCGGGCAUAUAAAUUUUUGGUUUGAUAACUCUACCGCUUGUAAUACGAGUAAACUAUGGGUUGUUGGGGUGAGCUAAAAAGGCCUACAACUAUUCAAAAAGCUGGCCAUGCCUCUGUACGCUACCACUCAGUAUGGCUCUCAGUCUUCUCAUUUCAAUUCUGUGUCUCAGGUAACGUGAUUCAAACUUACUGAAUAAUUACGAUGUAGAGAUCAUUAAAAAAACUGCCCUAGCGUUGCCUGGAAGUCAACGCAUGUACCUACAGGUCCCUGUACUGAACUACCAUUUUUCUUUUCUACAGGCGCUUCUUGUUUGGAUGACAGAAUAAGGCAGGUCCUGCGCUCUACACCAGGAUCACAACCGUGGUACGAAAGAUACAUCAGAGUCUUCUGCCGAGAAAUAUUCUUGGACAAAUCAAGUGAUCUUUGGGAGAAAGGAUUUUGGCUUUCUAAGAUACUUAAGCCUUGGCCCCUUGUCUUCCAAGCUCGUCUCCUUUACAUCCUUUAUGGACCAGUCAAUGAUGACAACGGUAAGAAGUGUUACUUGUAAGUCCCUUUUCAAACGUAAGACUUUGCCAUUAAAAAACUCCUAAGAUUUCUUGAUAACCAACAUUGCAGGAACAAUAGAGUGGAGUAUAGUGGAAAGUUGCCCAACAUAUCUUGGAGUGGAAGACGCCGAAUUAAAAGAACUUGCAGAUGCUUUAAAAGUCUUGCAUGUAUACAGUGACAACAAAGACUGGAAUGGCGACGACUUUAUCAGCGUCUUUGAGGAGUUAACGGGUUAGUAUUUCCUUUUUUAACAAUCACGAACGAAUGGUCGAUCGGUAUACUGAACCAUAUUAUAUUUCAUGAUUUUACGACGAAGCGUCUGCGCAACUAUAGUACAUGUAAAUAUCACAGUCUAUGUCAAACAAACCCUUGGUGGAAGUUUGUUGUAGUCAAGUAUUGAAAUGGCUGUUUAUUUAUUUGAACAAUUUGUUGGCUUAAACAGGUUAUCAGAGGCGGAUCUAGGGGAGGGGCCCGGGGGGCCCGGUCCCCCCUUUUUCAGACCAAACCCCCCUCUUAUCUGAAGGUCUGGAUCCGCCACUACGUUAUAACGCAGUUAUCUUUUCCGAUGAAUGCUAAAAAUGGUCGUGGUGGUGGUGGGAGGUUACAAGUUUCAACAUUUCUGUAUGUUUGCAGUUUCUUCAGUGAAGUUCCUGGGCUUUUACUGUGCCAUAAAUAAUCCAUGAAUGUGGCGAAUGUCUGAUUACUGAUAACACCACUAUUUUUUGUUUAUCUCUAUGCUGUACCAUUAAGGUACACCAACAGACUGGUGCAUGGAGAACGUCGCGAAGCUGCUUAAGCUUUGCGGGGAAACAGUUUGCUUUGAAGUACUUGGAAAUAAAGCUAUAAAUGGAAGAGUUCAUGAACUAUCCUAUCUUGGCUAUUAUCUAGGACAGGUAACAGAUCGUUGUAACUUUGAUGUGCUUUUACAUAGUGAGAGUAACUAAUAGUAAAGCAAAAAAAUUAUUAAAAGAUCUUCUAAAAAGUAGUAAUAUUUGAAGGAUUUUAAUGCUUACUUUCCAGGUUUUAGGUCAAGAAGACAUUACGCAUGGAAAAGACACAGGGGUGAAGAGUUUCACAAGCACUUUGCAGCAAGUUCUAAGAGCGAUGCAAAGCAAUAAAGAUCAGGCUGCACUAGUAUCAUCACUGUUCAAUGUGUGGGAAGAGAACAUACUUAGCCUUGGUGAAGGGUUACAGGAAGACUUUGGUAUGUACAAACAUGCGCCGAGGCAAACAUAGCUAACUUGACUUCACUUAUUGGUGGUGCCUGACUCGCUAAUGAUGAGAGUUGUACGUAGAUAGCAUAGAUCUUCAAUUAAAAACUCUGCGAUAAAAAAUACAAUUUUAUCUCUAAUAUAACAGACACCAUAAUUGUCAAAAGGGAGCUAAAGGGCUUCAGGAAUUAUAUUCCCUUGGAAAUAAAGAGGCAGGAGGCUACCUGGGCUAAAUCUUUUCUAGUGUACUACCAUUGGUUUUAUAAGUAUAUCAGUGGAUUGUAUGAGGGAGACUUGGACUUCCUUAUAAAAGUUAUCAAGAUAAAAAGUUAUAGAUAUAGUUUUGAGCACUCCUGGUCGGACACUGGGCUAUAUUUUUACUACUUCGGGUAUGAAAUAGAGUUUGUUCUCUUUGGAACCAGGGACUGGAAUUGGGUGAGUCUUUUAACACUCCUCUCACAGCAAGCCCUAAUAUUUCAUGGUAAUGAUUCUUUCCGGUACCGUGGCCUUAAAAUAGCGGAACCGAAAAAUGGGUUCCUAAUGACAUUUUCAGUCUUAGAGGUCAAUUUACUGCGAGUUAUAUACCGAAUACGAAACUAAAACGUUGAAUAGCAUCUAUCAUCUUUCUAUUGUUGGCCAUCUUGAAUUGUUUCCAAAGCGUAUUAGACGUAAUACUGUAGUUUUAUGGCUUUCAGGACCAAGAAAAAAAUGUAUAUGACUUCCAAAAUUGAAAAUAUUUAAGAGGUGGGUUCCCAUGAAUUUUCACGGAACCAAAAAAUUGUCACGGAUGGUUUCAAACUCUGGGCAGCGAAUUAAACUAAAAAUUGUUUUCCAUGGGAAUUAAAAUCCUGGGGCUUGCAUAGCACAUCUUAAAGCCACCUCAAAGUUUCGUGUAUCAUACGACAGCUGUCAUCCAGCAUUUUUAAACAUUUUUCUUUACAGAUUUUGAUACCCCCGAAGAGCAAGAACAAGUCUUUGCAGCAAGCGUUCACAAUUUAUCCAAAAUGGCUGGCAUACUGCUAAAAGAAUGUAUUGCAAAAUAGAGACCGUCAGAAGAUAUGAUAGGACAAGAGAGAAUGAGACCAUUUCCUAAAUGAAUUUGCGGGAAAAUUUGAGAUAUUUAAUGAAAUGAACAAUGCCAUGAAAAAAUUUCAAAGAAAUGUCAAUAUUUAUAGAGCCCCUUUAAGGGUAUUGUACAUUUUUUCCUGAUCUCGACACUUUUUACUGAUAAUUAUUUUACAUGCUCAUUCACCAUACGUUUUACAUCUUACCUCUAAUUAUAAGAUUCACUAAGUGAGUAUUACCCAUACCAAUCCAGGUCAAGUGAAUCGCCACUGCUAUUCAUUUACUGCAACAUUAGAUUAGCAUUUAAGGUGGCAAAGACAUUGAUGUUGUAGUAGUGUUGGGUUUGCAAGAGACUAAGUAAAAUGAAACACUUGAGAUCCACUUGACCUCUUUUAUUCAAAAAAAUAUAUAUAUAUUCUAGUGUCAAAUGUAACAUAGACUGUACGGUAGUUCAGUCAGAGAUGCCGAAUAAGCCUUGAUAAACCCCGUGCUGUGAGUCUUGCUUUGAGAAAGGACGUUUAGAGAGGGUCUUUAGAACUGCAGCCUUUACACCUUAUAAAUUUCAGGGAAAAAAGCAGUUCUUCUAUCAUAAAUUCAGUUUGUAUUGCUUUUUUUUUUUUUGCAUUAUGUAGGAUUUUCUGGUCAGCGAUUCUCACGAGUUAUUUUCGGUUUGAAGCUUCUUGGUUUGAAGGAUUAUUUGGUCCCGGUUUGUAACGGUUAUACAUAUCACGAAGUAAAAACUAGCCUGUACUGUUACUUUGUGUAGGUUGGCUGCAUGGUUCGGGCUGGUAUUAGGGCUUUUUCAGUACUAUUACUUAUUUGCACCAAGAGGUACUCCCAAUAUAGUCUAUAUAUAGACUUUCUCAAUGUCCUUUGCUUCUCGUUUCCGGUUGUAACCCCCAACGCUUUGCCACCUAAAACAUUUAAAAUUUCUUGCUCGUGCUUUGCGCUCGAGAAAAAUUUUGAGCUGGACUUGUAGACAAGUCUACCCUCUAUAAUGCACUUUACAGGGCGGCUCCGCCCGAAAGGGGUACCUUUUCAGGCUUCAGGUAUAUGAAAGAGGGGGAAUUCCACUUGUUGAAGUAUAUAAAAGGGUAGGGAAACCUGCAAUUUUAGUUGAUAAAAAGUCCCGAGGACUAAAAGACGCAUUUCAUGCCAGGAAAAAGUCGAGAAGUAGUUUUGGUUUUGUGAUUUAACUUAUUUUAAAGAAAGUGCAUUCACAGCAGUUUAAAAAAGGAUGUAUAGUUCUAAAAUAGGUCAUGAAAGGGGUACCAUUUGUCAAUAGAAGGUCUUCGAAAGGGGCACCUUUUAGGCCAAAAUUGGUUUAUAAAAAGGUAAGUGGUUGGACUUCGGGUCGGAGUCUCCCCAUAUAAAACUUUGUUGAGUAUCCUGAAACGCCCUCAGAGGACUGAGACGAUCGGGAAACCAUCAUUUUUAUUCCAGUAAUCGAGAGUAAAUUGGGCCUAGAUGGCGCUGAAGUCGAAAAAAAAUAGUUAAAAAAUGUUCGCACCGCGUAUGGGCGCAAUUUGAAAUUAGAGAGGAAGGUGACAUCAACUCGAGGUGAUACUAUGUCUUCGCUUCUCAGCUCGACGCCGCAAAAUCGAGAGAAAAACCACAUAGCAGACAUAGCAAGGUACGAGGUUCGCUCUCCGAAUAAAAAUUAUCAUUAUGUUUGGCUUGUUUGCGAAACACGCGCAAAAAUUCUAUUCAACCACCCAGAGACCCCGGGGGAUACUCCCUUAUAUAAGCUAUAUAGGUAUGUGCCGCCAAAUCGGGUAGGGUUUUUGGGCCUUUUUGGUCUGAAAACGGGUAUAGAUUUUGCCCAUGUUGGUCUGUAAUCGGGUAUAAUUUUCGAAGGAACUACGGAAGUAUAUGAACGUAUUUAUCGUUUCAAAUCCAAAUGAGUAAGAAAGACAGAGAAAUAUUCCAAUUUUAAAUGGAUUUGAAGAAUUUUUUGUUUACGCUCUAUUCUAAGUAAUGAUGACAUAAUUUCUGUCUAAAGGGCAGGUCUGAAGACGGGUAUAGAUUUUAGAGGUCUGGUCUGAAAACGGGUGUGCAAAAUGACAUUUUUUGGUCUGAAAUAGGGUCGGGAUUUGAAGACCAGGGCGGCACACCCCCACCAAGAAUUCCCAAGAGUACCCACCCUAGGCCAGAGACAUCUCUGACGACCACGAGUCUGUUGCCUUUGGGGCGAUCGAGACGAUCAUAUAGAAACUACUAAUCGUCCCAGUCGUCCGGAUCGUCUCGAGAUUUUUUGAAACGACUUGAGCGAUCGGGCAGAAGAUGAUAUGGAAACCAGGCUUUCAGUAUAUAAAUUUCACUCUAAGCGCGUUAGUCUUCCUCUAAUGUACGCGUUUCAUCAGGAGAACUAAAUUGUCGAGAAAACAUACGGAAAAACUUUCGUCGCUAAUAGUAUUAAUGAAGGGUCACUUUGAAAUCAAGUGAUUCAUGCUGUUAAAAGCACCAUUUGACGAAAUAUAAUUACCCCCCCCCGCUUCCCCGCCCGUCACGGUCUUAACGUACCCAAAGCGACUCUAGUUAAUCAGUCAGUCAACCAGAUGACAGCUUUAUUGUGCCACACUGCUCACUCGACACCGCCUCCAGUAGCCGAUUCGAUUUCAUGCAAGCUAUAUAUUUUUAGUGUGUGGCCCAUGUUAACCUCAUUGGAAUGGGUGGAAAACUCGCUAAAGAUCACAAAAGGGACAAAAUAAUCGAAGGCGAUUUUGUAGAUGUCGAGAAGUUCUCUGGAGGAGUCGAUGAAUUCGGUGAGCGAAAAGGCGAAGGAGUGUAUUGCUACCAAAAUGGCGACAUUUACGACGGCGAUUGGAAGAAAGGAAUGAAACACGGAUAUGGAAUUUAUACCUACGCAAAUGGUAAAAGGUACAGAAAUCUAACAUCAUCGUUAAGGCCUGUGGGUGCAAACCAAAAACUUGGUUAUUCAUGUAUGUAAUGUUGUUACCUUGAUAUGGACAUCAAGUUACUUCCGGUAGUUCUCAGGGUAAUUUUAAUUACAUUUGGCUCUUUAUAAACAUAUUACUUCGUUUUUCUUUGAGAUCCUGAUUCACUGAGUAAUUUUGUUUUUCUAAGCUCUUUCAAACGAAAAUGUUGAAUUUAAAAGUGAUUUUAAAAAGACUUUUGUAGCUUAUCUCGUCGCUGAGUACUUGAAAAGCGCCCUUGUGUUUACAAUGUCGAUAGCCGCGCAUGCAAAUUUCUCAAAUUCGGCUAUAGUCCUAAAGAAGCUAAAUUCGCCUUCUUGAAUAGACGAAUAUUUGACAUGUUUAAUGUGUAAUUAAAGAGUGGAUUGUUUCCAAGUAAAAUAUUGAAGCGACAAAACCCCUUUCGUUGGAAUAUAAGCCAUUACAAAGAUCAAUUAGAUCAUAAUUUGGACUACCAUUGUUCUUAAGUAUUACUUCAAUAUCGAACACAGUAAGCAGCUCUAUCAGGAUGUGGAAUCGCCGCACAGAGUAGUUGAAAAUUAUAAAUAAUAGAUCAUGAAAUGAUUUGGGUGUAAUUUUGGAAUUAUUUACGUUUGCGAUAAAAAUUGCGGUCUUCAUGCCCCCUAUUGUUUUGUGAAUAUUUUGGCCGUAUGGGGUACUCAAACUUCAAACUUUUUAUUGCCUUACUAAAGGCAAAUAGUUUCAAAAUGUGAAGUUGAUACCAAGAAAAAUAUGGAACGUAACCGAGAAGACCUGCAUUUUUUAUGUACUUACUUCUUUAAAUUAAAAAAUCCCCAAAUAAAACCUAAAUUUAGAGUCCCCACUUUGUAUGGUGCUUUUGGAGACUUCCUCCUAUGAAUUUUUAAUUCAAUGUCAUUUUUUGUUGUCUUGUUCUGUGGAGUAGAUAUUUAUGAUGUCAAAAUGAUUAAAUAAAUAGUUCCUCUCGAAACUGCAUGAACAGCACGCGACAGAUUGCGCUCAGAAAUUGCGAUCAUUGGUCACCAUUGCGUGACAUAAAAAUAAGAAAUUCGGUUCCAGUCCAUCUUCUCUGUCUCACUGCAUUGUCAGACGGGUUGACCAGCCUGUACUUAAUAACCGCAGACAAAAAGUCUUCUUUUUUUUUCAUAUAUAUAUAUAUACUCAUAUUUUUUCUGUGUAUCCUUAAAAACUCCUUCUCUUAAAACUCCUCGUUUACACAUAACACUUUUUAGUCACUUUCGUCAAUGCACACGUGUUCGAAAACGGAUACUUUUUUUUAUUUGAAUCAUUAUAAAAUGAUCCUUGACUUUUGGGUAGACAAAGUUAUCUAAUCUCCCUGGGCUCUACAACCCAGUAAACCUCCGAGAUCUUUGUCAUUGAACUCGGUUAUAAAUGUUUUCGUCGGAUAUGUGUGGGCGGAAAGUGAAUCCGUGGAGGAAAAUCCGUUUAGUUUCAAAAUGAAAACGUAUACGGUUGGAUGGGUCCUUUUAAUUUCACCGCCAAUCCUCGUUUGUGUUUUGUAUUGUACUGUCAUUGAGCGAGUAUUCUUUUCAAUUCAAACGUAUGAGGAAUUUAUCGUUGUGAAUAUUUGUAAUUUGACAACUCCAAAACGAGACUUUCUUUCCGUGAAAUAUGUUGGUGAAGGGCUAUUUUUUCUAUGUCUUAAAAAUUUGUUUUAUCACUAUAUUCGCUGUUAAUAAUCUGUCAAUUUGUAUUUUCCUUUAUGUGGUUAGAUUUGAUUUGUUUGUUUUUCAGCAUCAAAGGAUGGUUCUACAAAGACCGCUUUAUAGGAUCUGAACCGAACGAAAAGUUAAAGAAGGAAAUGAAAAAGAAAAUGAAAACAAAACCUGGGGCUGAAAACGAUGCGGCACCGCUUCCUCCUCCUGCAAAUUUACUUUUGUAAGUCUUAUCAUGUAAACGCAGUGAGUAGCAGCGAGUAGCAGUGAGAGGGUAAUAGGUAAUUAAUGGGUGUAAAGUUCCUUUCUCAGGCUUGCUCUUCACUUUUUCCCUCUUGCGCAGGAAAAAAUAACGGAUUUCCAUUUUUGGAUAUUUUAGGGUAUUUAAUGAAUACCCAUAAAAAUCCCAAAUUUGGAAGAGUGAGACAAGUCCCAAUCAGGGAACUUGGUUGGGAAUUCCCUGGUUGGGACUUGUCUCACUUUGCCAAAUUUGGGAUUUUUUGGGUAUUCUUUAAAUACCCUAAAAUAUCCAAAAAUGGGAAUCCGUUAUUUUUUUUCCUGUGUUGUAUGAAUUCGACAGGUAACCUGAACAAGGCGGCAGGGAAGGAGACUGGGACGGAGUAGUCAGGGCGCCUGUCAAUGUAAAUCCCGAGGGGGAUUCCGGCGACAGCGACGAGAACGGCAAAAAAGUAAUUGGUUUAGACUGGCAGAACAACAACUCUGCACGUGUAUCACGCUUUUUUCUACAUUUCGUUUCCCUCGUUGCACGACUACGGCAAUUAAAUUAGAGGUUUUUAGGAGGUGCGUACUAUCAAAGACUACGACCUGAAACUGCCUGAUUUCACAUUUUGUGGAGGAUGUGAACACAAGAGAACGACUUUCUUUUUCUUUUUCUGAACUUGAUACAGUCCUUUAGAAUUCAACUCCAGAAAAAUUCCCCAGCAUUUGACGAAAUGAACGAAAUGGAAUACGCGCGCUUAAAUUUGAAACAACGCGAACACUGACGUGAACUGACGUUUUCGUAGCCGUCGCCAAGUAUUGCCGUCGUUAAUGCUUAAGCUCCCUAAUGUGGGGGAAGGGGUGGGGCGGUGACAAGUUCACGUUCUUUUGGUAGCGAGAGAUUUCUUAAUUAAAUAUCUCCAGAAUACGUAUUAAAAGACGAUGGAUUUAUUUUUACAUACACCUUCAAUAGAGAGGAGAAGUGUGACGUCACAUUACCAUGGUAGCACUAUUUCUGGAUGACAACAAAACCAACGACCACGGCGACGGCAAGGAUAACGGCAAGAAUGAUUUGUUUAUAUUAACAAACAACAACUUUGCACGUGCAUAACGCUAUUUUGUACAUUUCUCUGCCUUCUUUGCACCACCACGACAUGAUACUUCCUAAUUUCACGAGCCCGCUUUAUGGAGUAGGUGAACACAUCACAAAAAUUGUCGCUUUCUUGUUCUAAACUUAUUUAACUACAGAUGUGGUCCCAAAGAAAAUUUGCCCAACAUUUGCCAAAUUAAAAGAAAUUGAAUAAGAUCGGUGAAGUUUGAAAUACUGCGAAUAGACUUAGUGGCUUUAUCGGUUUGUUGUCAUCCAAACAUUUUGCUACCAUGGCAACGUGACGUAACGACUUCCCCUCUCUAUUAACUUAUCUUUAUACUUCUUUGGAGUGCUGCGACGAUUUAACAAAGUGUUUUUUAUUUUUAUGAUAAGCAAUGCCCAACUUGAGAGCCUUUACAUCCAUCCCCACGUGAUUUCUCAGUUAUUUAAAUUGUAGGUGCAUAAUCGUAGCCCCAGUUGCCCUAGACUUCGAGUAGUCCCCAUUUCUCCUCAGGGAUAGUAGAGCAAGCGAAACGCUAGCGUGUGUGAAAAUAGCACCUCGCCUUUCUCGUGAGGGGUGAUUUUCAAGCGCGCUCGCGUUUCGCUCGCUCUAAUAUCCUAGAGGAAAAAUGGGGACUACUCGUAGUCUACAGUUGCCCCAAAGGUGGAUAGUGUUAUCUCGGAAUAAAUGUAAUCAGUUGGUAACUCAAUUUGCUUUCCAUUGGAUAGCACUAUUUAGUAGACAGCGCUAUCCGACGUUUGAACACUGCUUUGUUUAUAAAUGAAAACCUCCGUCAAGUCUAUUGCCAAUGAUUGAAGAAUAUCGUAAAGCUACCUUUCUUAUGUGCAAAGCUUUUCCUUCCUUAUGUAUUGCAAAACACGAGUCAGAUUGUUUCUUUGUAAUCAGUUAAUAACAGUGUUUCCUUGCCUAAAAUAGUUCACCCCCUGCAGACGAUGACAACAGAUCGAAACCUCUAGUACAAAUUCGUAUCUCAACCAGUCACGAAGAUGUUUCCAAAGACGACAGUCUGCUUGGAGAUGGGGAUUUCCGUCGGGUAAAGAGUGAGCGUCGACCAAAGAACCAUUUCCGAAGAAAUUUCAAGCUCCCCAGUAAGAAUGAGGAGAAGUUGGAAAGGCAAAGAAGCUUGAGGUUACGGCAGUCCAUCCGCGCUAAAUGGGGCUUGCCUGAGCCUUCUCGAAAGAAUCCGUUGCUUUCUCCUGAUUAG
Messenger RNA from Porites lobata, 12012 nucleotides. The record is from the annotation of a GenBank genome assembly. NCBI's taxonomy places the organism in Eukaryota, Metazoa, Cnidaria, Anthozoa, Scleractinia, Poritidae.